This is a messenger RNA of Phaedon cochleariae (mustard beetle), 6523 nucleotides long. Lineage: Eukaryota; Metazoa; Arthropoda; Insecta; Coleoptera; Chrysomelidae. The record is from the annotation of a GenBank genome assembly.
AAAAUUCAAAGUCGUUAACGGUUGUAUUCUGUAAUUUUGGUGUUCCUUCUCUUUAAUUUUUGGUUCCUAUCAAUCCCAUUUUAUUUAGGUUUUUCGCCACUGUGGAAGGCACAGAUCAGAUGAAUGCGUUGUGAAAGCUACCAAAAUAUUGAUCAAAAUAUAAAAUGUUUCAAUGAUUAGUAUGUGCAUCUACUAUUCCUAAAUAUGGAGCCAUUGAAAGAACCUAUUAGUGUACGCGUUGCUCGGAUAAAUGCUGAAAUAACGGAAAAAACUGCAAAAUUCGACAAAAAUAAUUUACUUGCUAGAGAGACUCUACUGGAUGUGCUUCAUGCUCUAUAUGAAGAAUGCUGCCUAGAGAACCUACAGAAAUAUGAUGCAAACAUUGCUAGAUUUGUUGACAAAUUCAAAGACUCCAUCAAAGAAAUCAAACAACUCAGAGUCAACAUAUCAGAUUUUGAAGUUAAAAAUGUAAUAGGCAGAGGACAUUUUGGGGAAGUCCAUCUAAUCAAAGAGAAACAAACUGGGGAUGUGUAUGCCAUGAAAACUAUCAGGAAAUUGGAAACUGGAAAUGACUCAAAUCGAAUGUCUUUCAGUAUUGAAAGAGAUAUAAUGGCAUUUUCUAAUUCACAUUGGUUAACAUCCUUGCAGUAUGCUUUCCAGGAUAACACUUACUUGUUUUAUGUGAUGGAAUAUCACUCUGGAGGGGACCUUCUAGGGCUCCUCUAUAGACAAGGUGGUACCUUGCCUGAAAGUGCAGCUACAUUUUAUAUCUCUGAGCUGAUUUUAGCACUAGGAGACCUACAUUUGAUGGGGUAUGUACACAGAGACAUUAAGCCAGACAACAUUCUUCUUGAUAGAUGUGGACAUUUGAAGUUAGCUGAUUUUGGUUCUGCAGCCAAGUUGAAUGAACAUGGAAUGGUGAAUGUAGGUCCUCCUGUUGGUACUCCGGAUUAUGUUGCUCCAGAAGUUCUCCAGUGUUUGGAUAAUAAGAGCACGAAAAAUUCAGGCUAUGGGGUUUCUUGCGACUUCUGGUCCCUCGGAGUGUUGGCCUACGAGCUAACGAUAGGCAACACGCCGUUCGCUGGCCAAAACUCCACCUCGAUCUAUUCGAAAAUAAUGAACCACACCAAUACCCUGAAAUUCCCCUCCGAUAUACUCCUCAGCCAGGCCUACGUGAAUUUCGUCAAGUCCCUGGUGACCGACCAAAAGUCCAGGAUGAGCAUGAGGCAGAUCAGGAAACACGAGUUGUUCAAGAACACGCAUUUCGAUACCGUGAGAGAACAGGUGCCGCCCUUCGUCCCGAAAAUCUCCUCCGUGGAAGACACCAGCAACUUCAGCGACAUCCAAACCAAACAGAAAACUCCCAGCAUCGAGUCCUUCAAAAAGCGAACGCAGUUUUCCGGAAGAAACUUGCCAUUCGUCGGUUUCACGUUCACUCACGGCCAAAGUUGUUACGAGGGAGGCUCGCAAAGGAAGAUCAUAGUGAAAGACGAGCUGGUCGAGAAUCUGAAGAGCGAGGUGGAAUGCCUCAAGGUGAAGCUGGUGAAGAACGAGGAGUUCGAUAAGGAGAGAGAUAGUCUGGAGCAGAAGUUGGAGGUGAAGAACAGAAAGUUGGAGAGUAUGGAGAAUUUACGGGACAGAUUGGAGAGGGAUCUGGCUGGUAAUAUUGCAGAGUGCGGGGCACUGAAAAGAACUUUGGAAUUAGAACGUAAAGACAGAGCGGAGCUGGAGAAAAAGGCAUUAGACCUCAUCAAAUCGGCCAAGUUGAAAUGGGAAAUAUCUGAGAAAAAUAAGGUGGAAGCUUUGAUGUUGGAGAUCGAUCAGCAAAAGGAAAAAAUCACUCAACUCACCACCACUAAUAAUAUACUCAACGAACAACUGCAACACGCUUUGAAAAUGGAAGUGAAGCACAAAGAUUCCCUAGAACACGUUCAAGUUUUGAGCAGACGCAGUGUUAUAGGGCUCGAAUCACGCUUGGACAAAGUCACAACAGAAACACAAGGAGCCAUUGCCGACUUACAAAAGAGACUGAGCGAAGAAUGUCAUCAGAAAACCGUCAUAGAGAACAAAUUGUCCCAGGCGAAAGACAAAGAAGCCCGCUUGAAACAAAAACUGUCCCAGUCCGAGUUGAACUUCGAAGUCUGGAAAUCGAAAAUCGAUGAGGCAGAAGGCCUCAUCAAACAGCUCAGUGAUCAAGUCUCCGUUCUCGAGAAGGACGUUUCCAAAAUGGAGGAAUACAAGGUGGAAAUCGGUUGCUUGAGGGAAAAAGUCGACAGCAGCAACAAGGUGGUCAAAGAUCUGGAGAAUCGUAAUACAUCGUUGCAGAUGGCAACGAAAGCUAUGGAGGAGCAUGAGAGAGAAAUGGAAGCCAUGAGGAAAACGAUUGCGAAGUUGCAAAGUGACAGGAAAGUGGAAGAAUUGGAGAGUCAACUGUUGGAAGAGAGAGAAAAGUGUUUGUCGCUCGUCAAACAACUUCAGGACUCCGAAAAUAUUUUGACCGAAAACCAAGCGCUCAAAGAACUGCGCACCAAAUACUGGCGAAUGGAAAAAGACCUGGAAAACUCCAAGAUAGACAAGCGAAUCCUGGAACGAGAACUGAAAGAAGCCCAAUCGGAAAUCAAACAGCUCAACGAGACAAUCGAAGGUCACGAGAAAAGUCUAGCGGACACAAAACGAGUCGGCGAGGCGGCCUUAGUGGAGCUGAGCAACAUCAACGAAUCGAUGUCCUUGGAGCUGAUGAAACUCAAAAACAGUUGCAAAAACUUGCAGGACAAGUUGGAUAACGAGAAAGAGAAGAACGCAGGCGAGAAAGCUCUGUUGACGGAGUUGAAGGAGAUCGUUAGGUCAAAGGAUGAGCAGAUCGCCGGUCAGAAUAAUGAAAUAAGCGUGAUUAAGAAAGAGAGAACUAGUAUGGAAAACGAGAUGAGGAAAUAUGAGAGCGAUGUGAUUAAGUUGAAACUUCUUGUGGAAGUUUCUCAAAAGGAGAAGAGAGAGGUACAGGAUGAACUUGAGAAGGCCAAGAGAGAAUUGCAAAAUACUAAUCUGAAUUUGGAGGCAUUACGCGAAGCCUGCACCAUGCUAGAAACCCAACUGAUCGAAUUCGAGAAAAUAAACGCUUCACACGAAAACAAAGUAUCCUCCUUGAACGCCAACACCGACAAACUCAUUCGCGACCUCUGCUCCGCCAAACAACAAAUCCAAGAAGCGAAAAAAUCCGCCAACGAAGAAAAAUCCCUCAAACUACUCGCCGAAACCAAAGCGAAAAGACUGCUCGAAGACAUCGAGUGUCUUCACAACGAGUGCACUUCCUACAAGCAACAGUGCAUGGAGUACAAGCAGUACUCCACUCAGCUUUCCGACGAGCUGUCAGUGGCCGAGGAAAAAAUAAGCGACUUGGAGGUGACUGUCAAAGCACAAGAACGCCUGAUCAGCGAUGUCAAAUCGGAUAACAAAGUGAUCAAGCAGGAACUGUCUGAUCAUCUCACGCAGUUGAACAGGGCUAGGGAGUCCAGCUGUAAAUUGAAGCAUCAGUUGAGCGAAGAGAGAGAGGAGAAGAGCAUGUUGUUGGAGAAGAUCGAUGAGUUGGAGAGGGAUGUGAAUGAGAAGAGCCACUUUUACAAGGAGAGAGAAACAAAGGCUGACGCUACGAUCAAGCAGCAGAUCAAGCUGAUCGACUACCUGCAAACGAAGAUUGACGAGCAAAAUAACAAGAAAAGAACCUUAACGGAAGUCCUGUUCGGUAGUUCUAAGAAGGAAAACCAACCUCCCAUGUCGCUAGCAAUGAACUACAAAGAUUUAGAAACGCAACUCCUGAAAGAAAGACAAACAAACAAGCAGUUGCACGAAGAAAUCUACAAGCUUAAAGCUGCCACUCUGAUACCAGAAAACGCUCAAACGGCGGAAAAAUCUAACAUAAAAGUAGACAGACACAAGUCUGAGAUUUUGUCGCCCAAAAGCAGAGUUGCUAUGCAGCAAAUCGUUAAUUCUCCCAGCAAACAGAAGAGCGACGUCUACAGGCAGAAUUCCGUGCAGCGAAUGCAUCACAAUAUUCCACACAGAUUCGUGCAAAAAUACGGCGUGCUAUCCACCACCUGCGUCGCCUGUUCGAGGCCCAUGUCGGGGGUGAGUCGCCCCGUGGCCGCAUGCGUGGAGUGCAACGUCCAGUGUCACGUGGGCUGCAAGAAGGACGUGCCGAACACGUGCGGGCUGCCCCAAGUGUUCGCCCAACAUUACGUGGACAGCUUGCAGCCGGCAAAGUCGGGGAAAACGACCGAACCCCUCGACAAGGAGGAAGUCGUCAAUGUAGAGGGGUGGAUCAAGAUACCUGGGAAAUCCAAUAACUGGGAAAAACAUUACGCCGUCCUCACAGACACCUCGAUCAACAUCUACACCGCCCCGCCGGCAGAUAAAACCGCCUCUCCGGUACGAACUUUUCCCCUGAAGCCCGACGGCAGCCACGGAAAAGUGGUAUCCGAACCGCUGCUGGCUGAGAUCGGGGCUCCGGUCGCCAACAGCGAUUUGGCCUUCAUUUUGAAGGUCGAAGUGGCUCCCGAUACGACUUGCUGGCCCCCGAAGUCGCUGAUCAUCUUGACGUUGUCGGCGCAAGAUAAGGACAAGUGGUUCUUAGCUUUACAAAAAAUUUACUAUGAUGACCUGGAUAAGCCCAAGUUCGAGAAAGUUUUCACGCCUCCAGAGGAUUUGGAUGUCACCUGCAUUGUGGAUCUAACAGAAAACAUCAAAGUAAUAGGUACCGAACAAGGAUUGUACUCCUACCACGAGAAAACCUUCACGGCCAUCGCAGGAUUGUCUCAGGUCCAUCAAAUAUCCGUCAUGUCCACCACCGGCACGGUGCUGAUGAUCGUCGACCAGAAACGCACCCUCAUUUCUUGCGACCUCAGCCACCUGAUCAAUCUCGCCCAGUGCACUAUGUCCAGCAAGCCGAAGCUCAAGUUCAAACAUGUGGAUAUUUCGGGACUCAACGGCUUCCAUAAAGUGCAGGUCUCUACUUUGGCAGGACAGCCGAAAAUAUGCACGGCCACCGCUAAGCAGUUGAUCAUAUUGAACUAUGACGUCACGAAUGGGGAUUUCGUGCCGGCGAGGAUUUUGGAUACUGCCGAGCCUACCGGUUGCGCAUUGUUCACCGAAAACAGCCUGAUUGUGGGGGCCGAUAAGUUUUUUGAAAUCGAUUUGGCCACUUACAGGGCGGAGGAGUUUUUGGACGUUUCCGAUGCGAAAUUGAAGCAGGCCGAGAGAUGCUACAAAAUGGGGUCCUAUCCGCUGGCAAUCACGCAAAUCUGCAAAAACCCCAAAGAGUACUUGUUGUGUUUCAACGAAUUCUCUGUCUUCGUCGACGAAUAUGGCCGGUCGACGCGAAACGGCGAACUGAAAUCGACCCACCUACCCCUGGAUUUCGUCUUCAAUCGACCCUACCUGUACGUCAUCCAGUUCGCCGCCAUCGAAAUCCUGAAAAUCUCCGAGGAAACUUGCAAUUCCAGCGUGAAUGAGGCCACCAACGGUCUGGACUUUGUGAGGUUAGAGUUGGAGAAGUUCCGUUACGUCGGAGGUAACAAGCAAGGUAUUUAUGUCGUUUUGGAAGGGGAUGUCAAGUUUGUCAGCGCCAACAAGAUCUUGGAUAUGGACAGUAGUUCGAUUGUGAGCGAUUCUACUGAGAACGGUUCGGAUAGGUUUAGUUUUACUAGUUCGAUGGUACAAAGUUUGGACGGGCAUUUGAGCGAUUCGGAGAGCGUGGAGGAUAAGCAGAGAAGGGUUAGGUUUUCCCAGACUGAUUUGUAAAUAAUUCAAAUAUGCCAUGAUUUUAGUACUUUGUAUGUGUGAAGAAACUGUAUUGUUUUAUCUAGUUAGUUGCCUUUAUAGAUUUUUUGGUGUCCUUUUCGCAUUCAUUUCAAGAGUAAUUUUCAACUGAAGAGAUAGAAAAAAAGAAACUAUCAAUAAUUCUUCCACUGUUUUCAAUUAUAGUAGUGUGAACAUGUGUUGUUUUCAUGUUAGGCAACUCUCGGUACCCCUUAUAACUUCCGUUAUAUUCGUCAUGCCAGUCUCUACGAUCUCAAAUCAAAGGAUAUGAUGCAAUAAUAAUGAUUUAUACUAUAGUAUAAAUGAUGAUUAUUAUCUUGCUAUCAAAAGGUGUCCUUAAUGACAAUAAUGUUUCGUAGUGUUCACUAUUCUUUAUUAUUCAUCAGUACAGUGUGUUGAAUGAUGAUAAUGAAUACAAAAAGAUAUUGAGAGAUGAAUCACUUCAACAUUUUUUUGUUAAAGUGACAUAAUGUCAUUAACAUUUUUAACAUGAUACAUGUUCACGCUACUUUUUUUGCUGUUAAUUGAAAACGUUGUGGAGUAUAUUUGAAAUUUUAACAGAAUCUUAUUAAAAACCGCGGAUUGACCUGAAAAAGUGGUGUAUUUUGUUGAUGAAACCAAAGAAUCAGGUGUACUUUGCUAUUGUUAGUUCUUAUCGGUACUUAAUUACUGUAGAUCUCUAUUUCCUUGCCUGAUUUUAAUAUAUGUGAUA